AUGUCAGAGCAGAAUAUGGUCGUUAUUGUCACUGGUGCAAAUCGAGGCAUUGGUCUUGCCAUUUGCGAGCUCAUUCUCAAGACCAACCAGAAUGUCAAGCUGUAUGCAGCAUCGCGAGCCGGAGCUGACCUUGGUCUCAAGAGCGCUGGUUCAGGAUCCGUCAAAUAUCCCAAGCUGGACGUAACCAAAGACCAGGAUAUAAAGCAGCUAGCUGAAGACAUCAAACGUGAAGACGGCACAAUUACCGUUCUUGUAAACAAUGCAGGAGUCAACACUUACCCGGAACACACUCCUGAGAGCGUGCAACAAAUGCUGGAUGUAAACUACCGUGGAACAUACAAGAUGUGCAAGGCCUUCAUUCCUUUGCUUUCGCAGUCGGGUCGCAUCGUCAACAUGUCGUCCGUGGCUUCACAAUUGAAGAUCUACAGCCAGCACAACGCAGCUCGCUUCAGAAACACGGAUUCAUACGAAGAUGUUGAGAAGAUUGCCGGAGAUUACAUGAAAGCUGUAAAGGAGAAGAAUGAGUUGGCAUCAGGUUUCGGCGACAAGGGUCAAGGCUAUAGUGUUAGCAAGGCAUGCGUCAAUGCAAUCACCGCCAUACUUGCGCGAGAGAACCCUGGUCUCACUAUCAACGCAUGCUGUCCAGGUUGGGUAGCCACUGACAUGGGAGGCAUCAUGGGCAAACCACCAAAAGAGCCUAUUGACGGCGCUAAGAUUCCUGUCAAGCUGGGUUUUGGUGAUAUCUCUGGAACAACCGGUCGCUAUUGGGCCAACCCUGGGAUCUCGGAUAAGGGAGAUGGUCAAGUCAUGGCGUGGUGA
Aureobasidium melanogenum CBS 110374 is the source of this 819-nucleotide messenger RNA. Its product is annotated as NAD(P)-binding protein. The coding region runs from base 1 to 819 and encodes 272 amino acids. Lineage: Eukaryota; Fungi; Ascomycota; Dothideomycetes; Dothideales; Saccotheciaceae. The transcript has 4 exons. The record is from RefSeq and is a predicted model, not a curated record. Gene Ontology annotation, molecular function: oxidoreductase activity.